AAGCUAAUUCAUCAGCAGGCUGUGUGUCGUAGAUCGUUGCAUGACAUCUUAUCAGUGGUGAAAUAGUCCUGGCCCGCGUAGAAAACCCCGUUACAAUUUUCUCGUAUUUGUCUGGGAUGUAUGGAUGGAUAGUUGACGGAAUCUCGUCGCUGUUUGAGCACGUUACGGGGCAAAACCCAAACGAGUGGCCCGGGAAAGGUAACGUUAGCGAAGAGGUACCCACGCGACCUGGCGUGAAGGCGGGUGCACAGCGGCUGGAGAACCACGGCAGACCAGCCAAACGGAACUACCAGAGUGUUGAUGUUGCAGACAGUGUUUGCCAGAGUGACCAGGUAGAGGUGAAGAGACGGAAGCGAGAUGUAGUCAUUAGCUGUGUAAAGAAGACUGUGGCUGGGGUAGCUGGUCUGCUCAGGCUGCGAAACCCGCUGACGACCAGGUGUGAGAAGCCCAGACACUAUGAAGAGACACAGCCGGUUACUUUGAUGGGAAUAGAUGAGCUUCACACCUCAUGGCUGAACAGCACUGAGUGGAAAAUGAGUAAACCAGUGGGUGGAAUGAAUGAGAGGAGUGGGAAGAAUCCCUUUCAGAGCUCCUCGCCUCCUUUAAUGAGGAAAUAUAGUGGGGUAGGCCUGUCUGCAGGGGUCCCAGACAGGGGGAAGGACAGGGAGAGGAGAGGCUCUCUCCAGCUGCUGCCCUCCAGACCUGCUUUAAGGGUGGGAGCCGCCAACCCUGAUCCAACAUGCAAUGGCUUCGGACACAACCGCUGCUACAAGCCCAGUCUUACCGUGGAAGAGGCCAUAAAGCAGAAUAAUAAGGAGCACUACAGGCGCUUGCUGGAGAUGGUGACGGAGAAAUACAGCAAAAGCCAACCACUACCUUUCAACCAAACAAAACCACAACAUGCGUUGUUGUCACAGGCUGAUCCCAAAACUGCUGCUUCAGGGAAAGUCUUUGAAUCAGUGAAGACGGGAUACACAGCUGCCCCAGGUGUGUUUACAUGGAGAAAUGCCUCUGCAACCAAGGACAGGCGGUGUAGCUUGACCUUUGGUAAGACAUUCAGUGGAGCCUUUGAGGACACGCAGCCCGUGAGAUGUGUGAAGCAGAAACAGGCAGCAGAGUUGGACCUUUCUACAGAAGUAGCUACUCGCCUCAACCUAGUAGACAGAGAGACUCCUGCUGUUGGUCUCCCUGAGGCACAUUCUGCACACACAGCACAUUCAAGACAUAGCGAUGAGGACAUACCUUGGCUGACCAAGGAAAUGGCAGCGGAGGUGAGUUGUGCUCUGGCUCAAAGUGAUCCCAACCUUGUUCUGAGUGCAGCUUUCAAACUACGCAUCACACAGAGAGACCUGGCCACACUGCAGGAAGGCGGCUGGCUCAACGAUGAGGUGAUUAACUUCUACCUUUCCCUGGUCAUGGAGCGAUGCUCUGGUGAAGCAGCAGCAUUAAAAGUCUACUCGUUCAGCACCUUCUUCUUCCCCAAGCUGCGGGGUGGAGGAGGCGGACAGGUGGGAGGACACACCGCAGUGAAGCGCUGGACCAAGGCUGUCGACCUUUUCCUGUACGACCUCAUUCUGGUCCCUCUGCACCUGGGCGUCCACUGGGCAAUGGCUGUGAUUGAUUUUAAGUCAAAGACAGUGAAGUCAUAUGACUCGAUGGGCCAGAGACACGAUGACAUCUGUAGUCUUUUACUACUCUACCUUAAAGAGGAGCACAAAGCAAAGAAAGGCAGAGAGCUCGACAGCACCAAAUGGACUGUUGGAAGUUUGAGGGUCGCUGAGAUUCCCCAGCAGAAAAAUGGCAGUGAUUGUGGGGUUUUUGCCUGUAAAUAUGCUGACUAUAUCGCAAAAGGAAGGCCUCUCACCUUUAAACAGUGCCACAUGCCUCUCUUCAGGAAGGUAAUGAUUUGGGAAAUCCUCCACCAGAAGCUGCUAUAGAGGAUUACCAUAAUCUCUAUUAACGGCCUAACGACAGAGACUUUCUCAGUUGGAGCGACACUUGUGUACAGUAGCUACAUGGAGAAGAAAAGUAAAGAAUGGGCCAAAGAAGUGGACUUUACUGACUGAAAUCUAACCCAGUCUAGCUCGGUCUGGAGCAAUCAAACACUAGUCUUAAGAAGUGAUUAUGUCCCUUUCCUUGUUAGGGACGUAUUAACAUUUUGUAAUCUCUGAGUUGUAAUUGGAGACGUUAUCGGGAUGUAAGAAGUGUAUGUUUUACACCAGCUUUGGCACUACUGACUGAAUGGCUUUUUUUUUUUUUUAAUUGACUUUGGAUUGUUAGUUCUGCCUGAAGUGCCUUCAGCCCUCUGACACUCAGCUCAACUGAGAGCAUGCUUUUGUAUAUUUUGGGAAAGUACUCAGUCACAUACAUCUCAAAAUAAUUUCUUCAGUAAAUUAGAUUCAUGUCUGUGAUAUUUUGGUCUAAUUUGGCUGUUCCCUUCCCAGUUUUGAUCAACAAGAGAGGACAGUAACUAACUACAGAGCUGUUCAGUCAUGACACUCAAUCUCGCUAUAUAGAAAACGAUAAUCAAAAUACCUCUUUCCCAGUCCCUUCUUCAGAACGAAAAUGCAUGGUUGAGCACUUGUAUGUUUGUGUUGCUAUUAUUUAUGACUUGACUGAAUGAGAAAGUGAUUUUGGAGUGUGUGUAUAGUUUGCUUUCCUCCAUGAGUAGAGCAUUAUUAGUUGUUUCCCCACAUGUAACAUACGGCACUGUUAUUUCUGUGAAUCUCUUCCAUGAGCAUACUGCAAGAGGCUACUUAGGGCUAUUACAUUGACUUACAGUAUAGUAUACUGCAUAGCAAACUACUGUACACACAUGCAUGUUUGAGUUUGUGCUUUGAAAUUUAGAUUUUUUUUUCCUCCCCUGAAAUAAAGUAUUUCAUUU
This is a messenger RNA of Chelmon rostratus (copperband butterflyfish), 2884 nucleotides long. It is a transcript of the gene senp2, whose product is annotated as SUMO specific peptidase 2. The coding region runs from base 117 to 1937 and encodes 606 amino acids. Gene Ontology annotation, biological process: protein desumoylation. Lineage: Eukaryota; Metazoa; Chordata; Actinopteri; Chaetodontiformes; Chaetodontidae. Gene Ontology annotation, molecular function: deSUMOylase activity. Gene Ontology annotation, cellular component: nucleus. The record is from RefSeq and is a predicted model, not a curated record. The transcript is spliced from 17 exons.